Girardinichthys multiradiatus is the source of this 542-nucleotide messenger RNA. RefSeq names its product RNA polymerase II subunit J (gene polr2j). Bases 112 to 465 code for a protein of 117 amino acids. NCBI's taxonomy places the organism in Eukaryota, Metazoa, Chordata, Actinopteri, Cyprinodontiformes, Goodeidae. The transcript is spliced from 3 exons. Gene Ontology annotation, cellular component: RNA polymerase II, core complex. Gene Ontology annotation, molecular function: protein dimerization activity; DNA binding. Gene Ontology annotation, biological process: transcription by RNA polymerase II. The record is from RefSeq and is a predicted model, not a curated record.
CCUGAAGCUGGUUCACAAACCGGCUCCAAACAAACAGAAAAGUGUUUGAGCGGAAGUGUUUCCCCAAUUUCUUGGUGGUAAUUCUGCUCCAGCUUCGGUUCGGACGGAAAGAUGAACGCUCCUCCAGCCUUUGAGUCAUUUCUGCUGUUUGAGGGAGAGAAAAAGAUCAGCAUCAGCAAAGACACAAAAGUUCCCAACGCCUGUUUGUUCACGCUGAACAAGGAGGACCACACGCUGGGCAACAUCAUCCGAGCUCAGCUUCUGAAGGAUCCUCAGGUUCUGUUUGCUGGUUACAAAGUUCCUCAUCCUCUGGAACACAAGAUCGUCAUCCGAGUCCAGACCACACCUGACUACAGUCCACAGGAAGCGUUCACCAACGCCAUCACAGACCUGAUCAGCGAGCUGUCGCUGUUGGAGGAACGUUUCAGAGUCGCCAUCAAAGACAAACAGGAAGGAAUAGAGUGACCCCUCCCACUGUGAUGACCUCACAGCUUCCUUUCUGUUUGUGUUUUUCUAAUAAAAAUGCGAUGUCAUAUCCUGUA